Molecule: messenger RNA, 1023 nt
Organism: Homarus americanus (American lobster)
Lineage: Eukaryota; Metazoa; Arthropoda; Malacostraca; Decapoda; Nephropidae
Exons: 5
Source: RefSeq, a predicted model, not a curated record
UAUUAAUAUUAAAUAUUUUUCAGAUUACGACAAAGCCUUACUCCAGGAGGUAUACCCAUCCCACUACCCAAUGUGUAUGACAUGACGGGGCUGCAGCCAGACGGCAACAACACUUCUGGGGGUGGAAUUGAGCCUUACUACUCCAUACAUUCUCGUCGUAGCACUCGCAAAAUUGUUCCUUGUGGCAGUGACAACACUCUCGUCUCUGGUGAAGAGCUCAUCUUCCAGUCUGAGAACUACCCAGAUAAUUAUCCCAAUAGCCAUACGUGUAGCUGGAGUUUUACGAAUGCCGAUCAAAAUGCAAAGCUUAUUGUGGUUUGCGAUCCGUUCUCUACCCAAAAGAACAAGGAUAACUUGAUGUUCGAAGAAUCUGGCGGACCAAGUAAUGUGGCAGAGCUCCCAAAAGUAAGUGGAGGGUACGACAGUUUUACGGUCAAGACUACCACGAACAGCUUGACUGUCACUUUUACGACAAGUAGGAAAGAUGCCUUUACGGGCUUCAGCUGCACCGUUGCGAGUACAGAGAACCAAGAUUCCACCUCCAGCCAGCCCAGCUCAACCACGAUGCCCAGCUCGACCACGAAACCCAGCUGUGGUAAGUUCCUUAAAACACUAACCUUAGAUCUGUCAGACCCGAUGCUUCUCGACGUUCAUUUGUUCUAUGGGGUUUCCAUAUGGGAUAAUGGGUUCCUCUAUCAGUUCCUGUUUAGGCAUCACCGAGGGCAGGUACGUCACUCUGUGCUCCUAUUUUUGUGUAAGUUUUUAUGGAGUUUAUGUUCGAUAGACCCAAGUAGAGUCAUAGUGUGGGGGCGGGGGAUAAAUAACCUUCAUGUGCUACGACUGAAUGGUAGCUCUCUCUGCUUGUUAACAGGAAGCCAAUGGUCUGGAGAUAAUCUAAUAUUAAGUCUUCUUAGUGAAUAUAUUUGUGUUAUGUUGAUCAGAGUAAUAACUCAUUCAUAUUUUUUCUGCUCUUGUACAGUAACUACUUCCAUUUAUAUUUCCCUUAUUUUUUUUCUUAAUAGG